Molecule: messenger RNA, 5242 nt
Organism: Paramisgurnus dabryanus
Lineage: Eukaryota; Metazoa; Chordata; Actinopteri; Cypriniformes; Cobitidae
Product: GRIP and coiled-coil domain-containing protein 2
Biological process (GO): late endosome to Golgi transport
Cellular component (GO): Golgi apparatus
Source: RefSeq, a predicted model, not a curated record
GAUAUCGACGCUUUUGUACGGAAGAAAUGCGGAAGUUGGUGAUGUUGCACACAAAUGUUUAUAAAUGAAACACUGAGUUCUAAUUCAUUAAAUUGGUUUAAUUACUGAGUUAAGCUGAAACAGAAGUUUGUCAACCGGCUGUUUUUUUGUCAUCACAUACAAAAUGGAGGACACAAACCCUGAGAUGGUGACGUCACCGUUAGGUCAAGGGACAGGCAAAUCUAAGUUGGAUACACUUUCCAAAGAAGAUCUCAUCAAAUUUGCGAAGAAACAAAUGGCGGUAAUGCAGAAGAUGAAAUCAAAAUGUACAGAUUUAGAGAAGGAGGUUGAAGCCCUCAAAGGUCCUGCAAAUGACACAGUUAUUCAGGAGCUGAAUGAGAGACUGAAUGCAGUACUGCUGGAGAAAGCUGAGACUCAUCAGAGUUUAACAUCACUACACAAGGAACAUGAGGAGCUCAAGAGUCAAGCACAGGAAAUGAAGGAGAGGUUAUCAACACUUCACGAUGAACUGCAAAUAAAGAAUAAAGAGCAUGCAGACCUGGAGUCACACACUGCUGAACUCACUGCUAACUUUCAGAUGACCUGUAAUCAAUAUGAGUCCAAGAUAUCUCAGUUUGAAAAAGAACUGGAGGAAGCCAAGCAGCAGUUCACCGCUGAGAUCGAAGCUCUUAAAGACUCUCACCAGACGAGUCUCACACGAUCGCAGCAGGAGAUCGAGAACCUACAGCUGGAGAUGGAGAGACUCAACAAACAGUACGAAGACGACGUGAGAGACCUGGAGGAACAGCUGGAGCUGAACGCCGCAGACUUUGAGAAGGAGAGAGAACGGCUGCUGUCGCUUCAGGAUGAGCUUUCGGAGCAGCUAGCGUUGAAGGAGGGCUUCCUGCAUGACGUUCAAGAAGAAGAAGAGGACGGUGGUAGAGCGAUUCAAAAAGAUUUAGAAGUCCCUAAGGUACUGGAUUUCCCAGCGUCGGACGACUCGAGCGAUGAAGCUGCCGCGCUCAAAUUGGCUCUGGAAGAUUCACGCUCUCAGAACGUCAUGCUUCAGGAAGAACUUAUCUUUCUUAAAAAUUUAAAACUGCAGCUGGAGUCUGAGCUCAAGCAGGCAAAAGAUGAGUUCACCGUGGAAAAAGAAGAACUAGAGUUUAGGAUUAAUGAGCUUCAGAUGAACAAAGACGACGGUGUGACGCAUUUAGACAAGACAGGAAAGAGACGCAGAAGCUCUGUUGAACAACAUCAUCAGAAAGUCACAACCUUACAAGAAUCCCACGAUGAAGACCUGAAGGAAAGCAGUCAGACUUCUGCUGCUGAGGGUGAACUUCAGGAAGAGAUUCAUCUGAGCAUUUCUCCUAAUGACAUCCCAACAAACCUGGAAGAUAAAGCAGAACUCUUCAUCAAAAGAUAUGUAAUGAAGGAGGGGCAGAUGGAGGCCUCUGUUCGAGCUCUGCAGGAGAAACUAAAGAGCGUCUUUCUGGAGAGAGAUGGUUUGUUAGAAAAACUCAAAAAUGCAGAAGGAGCGUCAGAGCUGGUGAUGGACAAGCUGAAUAUGUCCUUCGAGGACUUGAGGAGGGAAAAUGAAGAAAUCCUAUCGCAGUUGAAACACAAGGAGAAUCUCAUCCUAGAGUUUAAAGAAAUGCUGAAAUUCACAGACAGGCCGCAUGUAGCACAUGAGGACGAUGAGCUGCGCGUCCAGUUCAGUGACUUGGAGAAUCAACUGUUGAUCGUAACCAGCGAGAAAGAGCAGCAAAUAAAGACUCUGGAGGAAGAUGUCUGUGCCUUACGUUCCAAAGAUGAAGAGCAUCAAGAGAGCAUCAGACUUCUUGAAACUCAAGUCUCGUGUCUGUCAGAAGAGAGGGACGCCCUCCAGAGUAACACGGAUAUCAGUCAGCGACAACUUUCUGAAGCUCGCCGUCACAUUGCUGAAAUCCUCAUGCAGAAUUCUUCUGAGGCUGAUGUCGAUGAGACAUCGGAUAUCUUGACCUUGAUAAACCAUCUGUUGACUAAAGUUCAGGAGGAGAAAAGUGUCCUUACCCAAGACUUUGAUGAAAGGGUCAAGCAGUUUACCCUAGAGCUGGAGAGUACGAGGCGGGCGGCUGAGGAGCAGACGUCCGAGCUGCAGGAACAUCUCAAGGACGUCAGCCGAGAGAAGGACCUGCUGAAGGCCAGUUUGGAUGACAUGGUUUUAGACACAGAGGGACUGCAGAAAGAUCUGAGUGAAAUUCAAGCCAUGAAUGAAAAGCUCAAGGGUGAAAACCUCACCUUGCUGAGUCAGGUCGAUGACUUAAGCAGAAGUCUAGAGGACAAACGACAUGAAGAACAUCAAUCAGAAGAAAGUGAGAUACAAGUGAGCCAGACGACAGAACUCCAGCAGAGUCUUGCUGAUAAAGACGCUCUUAUAUCACAACUAAGAGAAGAAAUUGGCCACUUACAGACCUCAGUCUCUGAUGAAGAUAUGAAAGUGUUAUCUCAUAAAAUAGAAAUCAUGGAGAAAGAGAUGAAAGAGAAAGACGAGCGGAUGAAUAAAAUUAAAGCUGUGGCUGUGAAGGCCAAAAAGGAGCUUGACAACAGCAAGAAAGAGGUUGUUGCUCUGAGUGAGGAAGUGGGAAUGUUGAAGGAUGAACGAGACAAAUUAUCAAGAUCCAUGAAGGACAUAAUCCAUGGAGCAGAAGACUAUAAGAAUGUGAUGGUGGAAUAUGACAAGCAGACUGAACUUCUCGAUAAAGAGAAAGAGAAACUGGAACAGGCAGAAAAAAAUAAUGAAGAUUUAACCAGACGUCUUCAAAACGUUAUUCAGCAGCAUGAGCUGUUAUCAUCUGAGCGGGAGGAUCUGAUGGUGCGAAUGGAGACGCUGCAAAAAAACAUCACCCAACUGGAGUCAUGUAUACUGGAGCUGCAAAAGCUGAACGCUGGCCUGGAGAAACAGCUGGAGGCAGAACGACUUGUAAAAGAGCAAAAGGCAAAGGACCAUCAGUCUGCAGUUAAAGACAUGGAGGAGCUUCAUGCUCAGCUGAGCAAACUCAAACAUCAGCUUCAGCAAACAACACAGGAACUGGAGCAGCUAAGAAAGGAUGCCCAACAGAAUACACUGUUGGACAUGGAGAUGGCUGACUACGAGAAACUAGUGAAAGAACUCAAUCACAAACUGUGUGAGAGAGACCGGCAGAUUGAGGAGCAUGAAACCAAAGAACAAAUGCAGAACGAACUGGAACAACGACUGAAUGAGGAAAUAGAGUCUCUGAAGGUGCUGGUAGAUCAGUCAGAGGAGAAGGCCUCCAAGAUGAAACAACUGCUUGUCAAAACCAAAAAGGAACUUGGGGAUGCAAAGCAAAAAGAAGCGUCUCAGAUGAUCACUCAGUCUUCUCUGAGAGGAGAACUAGAGGCUCAUCAACAACAGCUGGAGGAAUAUAAGAUUCAGUGCAGUAAUCUAACUGCAGAUCGACAUCGACUGGAGGAGCAGCUGAAGAUGAUGAACGACCAACAGCAGAGAGCCUCCAGCUCCUAUCAGCUCCGACUGAACGGCCUGCAGGAUGAAUGUACCGCUGCAAAGGCCGAGCUCGCAGCGACUGUGUCAGAGUUUGAGAGUUAUAAGGUGCGAGUCCACAAUGUACUGAAGCAACAGAAACACAAGAGCUCAAAUCAGAACGAUGGAGAUGCUUUCCAACAUGAGAGAAAGCAGAUGGACGCUGUGGUGGAGCAGCUGCGCAGCCGGCUGCAGGAGACUCAGCAGACCCUCCAGUCGAACAUGUCAGAACUGCAGCAACUGCAGACAGAACACGACACGCUGCUGGAACGACACAAUAAGAUCCUACAGGAGAGCGUCAGUAAAGAGGCUGAACUCAGAGAGAGAGUGCUGACGCUGCAGUCCGAGAACGUCUCGCUGAAGUCUGAACACGGACAGUGUGCGUCUCACCUGAGCGCUCAGACCGAAGCCCAGCGCUGCAGCUUUCGUGAGCAAAUGCGCCAUCUGCAGGACGAGCACUGCAGUACAGUGGAGACGCUGCAGCAGCAGAUCACUCGACUGGAGACGCAACUCUUUCACAUGCAAAAAGAGCAGAGCAGCAGCGGUCCGGCGCUCGUGCAAAGCAGAAAGUGUCCGGUGGAAAGGAAGCCCACUGACUUGCCUCAGUUUGAUCUGCAGAGUGUAGCCCGAGAGGAGGGCGAGGGGAUGGAGACCACAGAGACCGAAUGCAUGUCAUCUCCGGGGACCCCGCUGGCCUCUCUAGAGCAGCUCCUCACUGCACCGGACCCCAAACGUGAGCCUGUGAUGUGGCAGGUCGAACCCAGUAAAGAGGAACUUACUCAAAAACUCAACACCACCGCCCGCAGCGUGGAGCAUCUGAACGGUUUACUGCACGAGACCGAGGCCACGAACGCCGUGCUCAUGGAGCAGAUCACUCUGUUGAAGAGUGAAGUACGACGACUUGAACGCAAUCACGAGCGAGAGAAGUCUGUGGCCAACCUGGAAUACCUUAAAAACGUCCUGCUGCAGUUCAUCUUCCUGCGGUCGGGCAGCGAGCGUCAGGCGUUGCUUCCUGUCAUUCACACCAUGCUGCAGCUCAGCCCAGAUGAGAAGAACAAACUGGCUGCCAUCGCCCAAGGUGAAGAGGAGGCUGCUGGCUCCAGAGCAUCAGGAUGGACAUCAUAUCUGCACAGCUGGUCAGGGAUCAGAUAAAACACAUUCUCAACUUAAAAACGGACCAGAGAUCAGUGAAGGAAAUCUUUCACAGGACUGUAACAUAUGAAGGGUAUAUAAGUGAAACACUGAAUCUCCUAUCGUCUAUUAUCAUCUUGUCUCAUCAUCUUUACUUGGAUUCGGGUUAAUAAAGAUAAUUUUUUUUUAGUUUAUGAUUAUUUUUGCACAAACGUUGGUCUUGUUUUAAAUGUCAUAUCCGUACAGGUUUGUUUUGAUAUCGUAGCUGUAAAGCAGAUGAUCAGCAGAUUAAACUGUGAAGGUGUAUAAUCAUUUAUAUCAUCAAAUAAACUCUUUUAUUUCUUGAGCAAUAAUAUCAGAAUGUAUUUAUUACAUAAACAUUACAUGAAUCCAAAGCUAUUGAAGGUUAACGGUAGGUUAUAUUUAACUUUUGUUGGCUUUAUUUAAUUAUGGUAGUUAGGUUUAGUUUUGAUGCGUUUUUUCCUUGUGCUUGUAAAUCAUUGAUUUCUGUGCUAAUUUCUUCUGUUGCUUGUCAAUACUGUAAAUUGCAAUGCUGAAAAUAAAUCUAAUCCAAUAAAGAGUGACAUUGAA